AUUGCAGCGUAUAGUGUGUUGUAUGUUUCUUUUUGUCUAUUAUUUAUGCUGUAGCAAUGGAAGUUCAAAAGCAUUCAGUGCACACUUUAGUAUUUCGUUCCUUAAAAAGAACGCAUGACAUGUUCCUUGCAGAUCAAGCAAAUCCUCCACCACCUAGUGAUAAGAGUGAGCAAAUGAAGAUGAUCAAAGCUCGAGAUGAGUAUGGUUCAGUAUUGCAUCUCGUUAAAAGUAAACAAGUUCGCGAAGAUCGGGAGAAUGAAGCGCAUUUAAAUAACAGUAAAAACGAAGAAAAUACGGAUGAACAUUUGGAACACAGACCUUCUUUAAAUGAAUUUGAAGGGCGAGAACUGUAUGAAACCGAUGCCCCCCCUCCUGGUAUGGAAGAGAUGUAUCAGAUACCUGCUCCUGCUGCUCCUCCAUCGCAAGCUGUUGUUUUGGCCGGCGUACAGCAACAAGCAAUAACUACAAGACGUGCUCCAAGCAUUCCAAAACCUCAGUGGCAUCCACCUUGGAAACUGUACAGAGUGGUUAGUGGACAUUUAGGGUGGGUAAGGUGCUUAGCUGUAGAACCUGGCAAUGAAUGGUUUGCCACGGGCUCAAAUGAUAGAAUUAUAAAGAUAUGGGAUUUAGCGAGUGGAAAAUUAAAACUGUCAUUGACGGGUCAUAUAAGUGCUGUCAGAGGCCUUGCUAUUAGCUCAAGGCAACCAUACUUAUUUUCAUGUGGAGAAGAUAAACAAGUUAAGUGUUGGGAUCUUGAAUAUAACAAAGUAAUCCGGCAUUAUCAUGGGCAUUUGAGUGGUGUUUAUGCUUUAGCUCUCCAUCCAACAAUUGACAUUCUUGUCACUGGUGGCCGAGACUCUUGUGCUAGAGUGUGGGAUAUGAGAACUAAAGCCAAUAUACACUCCUUGGCUGGCCACACUAAUACUGUAGCUAGUGUACAGUGUCAGGCAAUUGAGCCUCAAGUUAUGACUGGAAGUCAUGAUUGCACUAUUCGUUUGUGGGAUUUAGUAGCUGGCAAGACCCGUGUUACAUUGACUCACCAUAAAAAGAGUAUUCGUGCUUUAUUGAUCCAUCCUCGAUUAAAUAUGUUUGCUUCUGGAGCUCCAGAUAACAUAAAACAGUGGAAAUGUCCUGAUGGAAAUUUUAUUCAAAAUCUUAGUGGCCAUAGUGCUAUAGUUAAUUGCCUUGGUAUUAAUGCAGAUAAUGUGUUAGUUUCUGGUGGAGACAACGGCACCUUAUAUUUUUGGGAUUGGAGAACUGGUUAUAAUUUUCAGAGAUUGCAAGCACCUGUACAACCUGGCUCAAUUGACAGUGAAGCUGGUAUAUUUGCAUGUACAUUUGAUCAGAGUGGAAGCAGACUAUUAUCAGCAGAAGCUGACAAAACUGUUAAAAUAUUCAAAGAAGAUGAAGAAGCAACUGAAGAUACUCAUCCUGUUAACUGGAAACCUGAGAUUAUUAAAAGAAAGCGUUUCUGAAAUAUUUUAUAUAUUGCAAUGUUUUCAAAAACAUUCAGUUCAUUUAUAUUUUACUGUAUCAUUGAUAAGUCAUGAUAUAAAACCUAAUUUGCAUUAUGUAA
Stegodyphus dumicola is the source of this 1576-nucleotide messenger RNA. It is a transcript of the gene Tango4, whose product is annotated as transport and golgi organization 4. NCBI's taxonomy places the organism in Eukaryota, Metazoa, Arthropoda, Arachnida, Araneae, Eresidae. Gene Ontology annotation, molecular function: protein binding. Gene Ontology annotation, cellular component: catalytic step 2 spliceosome; precatalytic spliceosome; Prp19 complex. The record is from RefSeq and is a predicted model, not a curated record. Gene Ontology annotation, biological process: mRNA splicing, via spliceosome.